AUGGCAUUCAUAAAAUGUAUUCGUGAUCAUUCAUUAAAUGAUGAAGACGUGAGCCGAUAUUCACGUCAAUUAAUAUUAUCUGAAUUUGGUGUGGAAAGUCAAGAUCGUUUGAAACAAAGUUCAGCGCUGAUUGUUGGUUGUGGCGGUUUAGGAUCUCCUUGUGCAUUGUACUUAACAGCAUGUGGCCUCGGUAGACUUGGUCUGCUAGACCAUGAUAGUAUUGAUAUAACAAAUCUUCAUCGACAAAUCAUUCAUAAUGAACAAACAUUAAAUCAACCCAAAGUUGAAUCAGCUGCUUUAAACUGUCGUAAAUUAAAUUCAACUAUAAAAAUAGAUGUAUACAAUGAAUUAUUAACAAGCGAGAAUGCGAUGAAAAUAUUUAAUGAUUAUGAUGUAAUCGUAGAUUGUACAGAUAAUGUUCUAACACGUUAUUUAAUUAAUGAUUGUUCGAUUUUAUUAAAUAAACCACUGAUAUCAGCAAGUGCAAUACGUUUUGAAGGACAAUUAACAGUAUUUAAUUAUAAAAAUGGACCGUGCUUUCGUUGUUUAUAUCCUGUACCUCCUCCUGAGUUAGCUACAUCCAAUUGUUCGGAUGUCGGUGUUCUAGGUCCCGUAUGUGGUACACUAGGAAGUUUACAAGCAUUAGAAACAAUAAAAGUUUUAACAAACAUUGGUGAUGUUUUAUCCAAUCGUAUGUUAUUAUUUGAUGGUUUAGCAAUGACUUUUCGUGUUAUUAAAUUAAGACAAAAACAAUCUACAUGUGCCGUUUGUAGUGAGAAUCCUAUCAUACAAUCUUUGCAAAAUUAUGAUCUAUUUUGUCAACGAACAGUAUCCAACGAUAAUCCAGUUGAACAAAAAAUAUUAAAUUCAGAUGAAAGAUUAAGGGCAGAUGAAUAUAUCAAAUGGUUGAGUGAUGAUGAAAAAGUAAAACAACACUGUUUGAUCGAUGUGAGACCUACACAUGAAUUAGCAAUAGGACGUUUACCGAAUACUAUUAACUUACCGAUUGAUACAAUCAUCGGAGGGGGUGAUAGUAGCAUGAUAGUAAAAACACUAACAGAUCUAAUAGAGAAACAUCAAUUAAAAAAUAUUGUUGUAAUAUGUCGACGUGGUAAUGAUUCACAAAUAGCUGUCAGAAAAUUUUACGAAUUGUUGAAAGAUUAUAAUGAAAAAAACUCAUUAACAAUUGGAAUUAAAGAUAUUAUAGGUGGGUUUUAUGCGUGGCACAAAUAUGUUGAUCACACAUUUCCCAUUUAUUAG
This is a messenger RNA of Didymodactylos carnosus, 1260 nucleotides long. Lineage: Eukaryota; Metazoa; Rotifera; Eurotatoria; Philodinida; Philodinidae. The record is from the annotation of a GenBank genome assembly.